CCUUGAGCUCAAGUGAAUAAAUUGCCUCAAUGUAUGUAGCUACCCUUUUUCUGGCCUUUUCUGUACCAAUCUUGGCUAUGUCAGCCUGGAUGCGGCCAAAGACUGUCUUCAGGUAUACCAUGAUGAUGCGAUGGUGGGGAGUGAUGAACAUGUGCUGCGAUAGUCGCAAAGAUCUAGUACCCUACAUGAACAUGAAUCGACACUGCUGCUUCGAAGUCAUCAAUACGUUAGCAACAAAGGCCAUCAGUCAAUGCCAGCUGAGCUUUGAACAAUGUCCUUCAUCGUCCAGCUCCACAUUUGAGCUUUCUGUUUGCAAUUUGUCUCGAGGCUUACACUGGUAAUCGUGAUGAAAGACAUUGUGUAAUGCGGUUUUUGUGGCUUUUGUCGCACAGCUCUAUGUAAGCCACAUGUUGAAUGGCGCUUGGUUUGGUCCGCGCGGCUGGAUUCAUUUUAGAUCCGUACACACUCAGUCAAACUGAUUUUGUGCGACAGGCCUGAGG
Molecule: messenger RNA, 500 nt
Organism: Macroventuria anomochaeta
Lineage: Eukaryota; Fungi; Ascomycota; Dothideomycetes; Pleosporales; Didymellaceae
Exons: 1
Coding region: 30-341 (103 amino acids)
Source: RefSeq, a predicted model, not a curated record